This is a messenger RNA of Polistes canadensis, 6358 nucleotides long. Its product is annotated as MKL/myocardin-like protein 1. The coding region runs from base 1940 to 5185 and encodes 1081 amino acids. Lineage: Eukaryota; Metazoa; Arthropoda; Insecta; Hymenoptera; Vespidae. The record is from RefSeq and is a predicted model, not a curated record. The transcript is spliced from 11 exons.
UUAAAAUAAACUUUACGGAUUCGUAUCUCUUUUAAACGAGGGAUCCAAUGAUUUAAUCCUUUCUGCAGGAACAACUCGGCCCGAAUACCCAAAAUAAGCUUCGCAAAUUUGUGUACCGGUUUUACAGUCGACUCGAGUUACUUUGUCCUUUCUGUAAACGUGCGCGCGCACACACAUCUUCGUUGUAGUAGUUGUAAUCGUAAAUUCGAUUCGUUCCGCUCAAGCGAGAACAAAAUAAUGCACUCUCGAUAAUAAAAAAGUAAAAGAAGAAGCUUUAAAAAAAAAAAAUAAUAAAAAGGAAAUGUUUGUCGGGAUCGAAUUACUAAAUCUUUUCUUCGAUUCUCCUCCGCAGUUGUUUGUCUACUUCACCUUUUCGUCUCUUACAAUUUUCGAAAGUUACUCUUGGUCGUGAUUGGCUCUUUCCAAGCUCUUGGCAAGUAAUUCGAAAUAAUUUAUGCCCGAGGAAAGAAGAAGCAUCGCCCACGCGAACGAAAGCGAUCGAAUUGCCGGUGUUAGACAAACGAACAAGAGAAAGAUCGAGUCUUUGGUCUCAUUUUGGACGAAUUAUCAGCAUCGACUACCCACGUCUUGUCUUCUUCGCUAAUUGCCCUUAGGGUGAAGCAAGAUCAGCUUUGGAGUGUUAGGAAGAAGUGGAGAAGGAGAAGGGGGAAGAGAAGUGGUCAAGAAUCGAGGAUUAAUUAAAUCGAAUUAAGCUUAAUUAGCUUUACCGGUGCUUGGGAUGCGAGAAAAAGAAGGGUAGGAACAGAAGUAGAAAUAGGUGGGAGAAACAGGACAGUUUAAAAUAAUCGUAGAAAAAUCAUUUUUGCUUGUCUUCGUAGCAACGAGAGUUGGGUACGCGCGAAUUCGAUAAGAUCUCUCGAAAUAAAAAUUGAAAUUUAUGUUGAGUGACGAGAAAAGGAAAAGGAAGAGGGGUGAGUGGGUGAGGGUGGGAGGAAGGGGGAGUAGAGGAACCCGUUAAAAUUUCCAUUCCUUCGAAAUCGUUUUGUGUUGGGAGUGAACACGCGCGCGCGCCUACGAACGUUGUGUGGUUUGCCGUGCCGUGCCGUGUCGUUCGUUCCAUGUCGUUCCAUGCCGAAGUCAAAACGUACGAAAUCGAAUAAACGUAAAGGUGAUUUAUGACGCGUCCCGUUGCAAUUAACGAAGUAAAGGUGAAAUCAAUUCUCGUGCAUAAAGAGUUUUAAAUUCAACCGGAGGAGAAAACCCGUGUGAAAUUCAAAACGGAGUCUGCGCAGGCUACCAAGAAGCCGAGUGAAAGCGUUACGUCACACGAGAAACGAUUGUUUAAAAGGCUUAACAAUCGACUUUAAUGACAGACGCGAUCAUUCAAGAUAGAACUUUGUUUCAAAGUUUAUACGAGAGACUUGUAUAAAUUCAAUUGAAGCGUCAUGUGAAUGAAACGAUGAAGCAACGAGCUAAGGAAAAUCUUUCUUGAUUUAUCGUCGUUUUCGUAUUUCAUAAACAAAUUCAUGACCAUUUAGAUUAUUUCGAGCAUAUUGCGAGACCGAUAUCGCGUAUUCGAGAGAUCGAUGAGAUCGAUCUGACAAAUCGUCGACUUACAGGACCCGCUAAUCGCAGGAGCGUCGAUCUUCGUCCCCAGAGGUGGAUAGAAAGGAUCGAUUCUUGUUCCUCAACGACGACGACGACGACGACAACAACAACAGGAACGUCAAGACAAGAGGAUUAUCCUAUUGAAUCUGUGUUAACGUUUAAAGAUACAUUAAGUUCGAUCGGAAUGAAUUUGUCUUUAGUGAGAACCAGAAAGUUACCGGAUCGAGAUAUUAUCCUUCCCAGAAUUGGAACGGAUAUAAAACUAUAAAAAAAAAAAAAAGAGAGAUAAAACAAAUUUGACGAAUCGUCCAGACGAUAUCGUUUAUUUUUCCACGUGGUUUAUAAAUAAACGAUCAAAAUUAUUAAAAAGAUGGUCACCCUGGACACCGAGCAGAAGCCUGAGAGGCAGCACUGCGGUCGACGCAUGUGCGCCAUUUGCAGACGCAUCAAACGUGAUAAAGCGUUGAAGGUGAAGCUCAUGCUGAGGCGGCCGAUAAAUCAACUGGUUGCCCAGGGCAUUAUGCCGUCUCUGAAAACUCCGCCGGCGUUUCACGAACAGAGGAAGCAACUCGAGCGAGCGAAAACUGGUGAUCUGUUAAAGGCAAAGAUCCAACAGAGACCCGGUAGGGAAGAGCUCGUGAGACAGCAUAUCCUUGAAGAUGUGGGUCACGUUGAUCCGAGCCUAGCCGAGAGGCAACGUAUGCUGAAGAAGGCCAGACUAGCCGAUCAAUUGAACGAUCAACUCAGUCAUCGGCCUGGCCCGCUCGAACUUAUUCAAAAGAAUAUUCUCCAUACGGAGGAACCCAUCGAAAGGGCGGUAAAAGAGGGACAUAUUCCCUUCAAGGCGACGUGCGAAGGACAAGUAACGAAACCCCAACAUCCGGAUCAUUACAUCACAUUCGAGGAUGAUUCCCAAAGUUCGGAAGGUGCACCGUCGCCUCAAUUGGAGUCCCGUUCUGACGUUUUGGAAACUGCAGCGGCCUCCGCAGGAAUCGUUACAGUGUCCCUCAGCAUCCCUACAACCGGUGGCGCGGUCGUUGUCUCCUCGACGUCACCAGUUUUUCAACAAGCAUCCGGAACGGAACCAACGAUACAAACCUUUGCGGAGCUAUGCAAUACGGUCGUUGGCUCGCAACACCAGACGCAACAAGCUCAACACCACCCGUCCGCUCAGGCGAAUCAAACGAACGGAGCAUCGGGCACGUUACUCCCAUUGGCGCCGGCAUCGAGUCCCAUGUCCUUGGGAUCGACCACUUCGAGUCUGAGUCCCCUGUCGAAUAUCUCGAUAGCCUCGCCACCGGCUCCACCACCAGCAGCCAUAACUCCUAGACCACAACCGAGUCCGAUAGCCUCUUCGGCGUGUCAAAGAAACGAUGCACCGGGCAAGGACAAAAACCGAAAAAAAUCAAAGACCAAGAGCCAACCUAAGACGCGUACGAUCAAGUUUCACGAGUACAAAGGUCCGCCAAACGCACAAAAGACGUCAGUUUCGUCUACACCCUCCGGUCUCGGCUCGGCGCCACCCGGCGAGACGAGCUAUGAGUUGCUCCUGCAGCAACAACAACUAUUCCUUCAGUGGCAGCUCGAAUGGCAGCACAAGUAUCCUCAGAUUAUAUUACCAGCCGCGCAGAAACCGCUGUCUCUUACCAGCAGCGGUGCUAGCGAUGCCGGAAGCAUUAGCGGAAGUAGCGCGAACGCUCCGAGUCCUGCGCCAUCGAAUUCCUCAAACAAUCCAUCAGAGCAACCUCCGCUCAGGCCUCUGGGCAAGUUGGAAGAUAUGAAAGUGAGCGAUCUCAAAGUCGAGUUGAAACGACGCAAUUUGCCGGUGUCGGGUUCGAAGCCACAACUGAUCGAACGGCUAAAACCGUUCACGGAAUCUUCCAGCGGGAAUACGAACUCCAAUGGACCACACGUCACGCACAUGGGUCACAUCUUAAUGGACACGCCCGGUCCUUUGACGUCCGACGAAUCGAGUUCACAUGCGAAGAGCCCUAGUUCGAUCGUCAAGGACGAACCGAAUAGCCCGCGGACAGAUUCACCUCAUGGCAGCGAACACGACGAUCCGUCGAGCCCACCAGUUCGUGUUUCAGGAGACGAUAUCAUCAAAGAACAAAGAAAACGGAUAGAAGAGUUGCAAAGGGAGUUGUAUAAAUCCCAACAACAACUUCAACAAAUUCGACAAACUCAGCCCGCAACUGUCCGCGCCGAGAAGCUGGUGCUUCAACAACAUAUACAGAGCAAGAUGCAACAGCAACAAUUAGCUUUACAUUUACAACAGUUACAACACUUACAGCAACAGCAACAGCAGCAACAGCAAUUGCAACAACAACAGCAACAACAACAAAGUCAUCAACAGUCUCAGCAACAAAUGCAACAACAGCACGCGACUUUCCAGCAUCUCAAUGCAAAAGCCAGUUUGGCAGCUUUUUUGCAGACGCAACCGAACAAUGCGACUGCUAUUUUGGAUUCCGCAGCACUCACGGCAAUUAACAAUAAGAAAAAUCAAGCGAAGAAUAGUACCACCGUUCAAAUACCUACCGCAAUAGUUUUGAACCUAGCGAAACCGGCAAAACUGAAUGGAUCGUUGCUCGGUGCUCUAGUCGCGCAAGCCCAAGCUCAACAACAACAGCAAACAAGCAAUACAGAGGAUGGUAAACCACCACCACCUCAGUACGACGAAGCAGCCAAGUUAUUGAAGGUCAAGAUAGAGCCGGUUCAAAAGAGUCAUAUUAAGAGUCAAGUGGUAGACGACGUGUUGGAAAUUCUUAUUAAAAACGGAGAACUUCCACCAAGUGCGGCUCAGGACCCAGCUACGCCUACAACACCAAAUCGUCAGUUACAACAGAAUUUGGUGUUUACCGCGCCAGCAGACAGUCCAACCCAAUCUUUAGUAUUCGCGGCCGCUAGUCCUAUUAGUCCGAUUAGCCCAAUGGCAAUGGAGGUAUCUCAAAGUGGUUGUCCUAGUCCAUCGACGUCGACAUCGGCAUCGGCAUCUGCCUCGGCUGCGGGAUCGGUUGCAGCGCCCCCACCUCCUCCACCGUUACCAUUGGCAACCUUUUCUAUUCAAUUACCCACUGCCUUGCAGCAAUUACAACAACAGCAAGAAGAUAUGUCCUCGUUCGGAACGCAUCUUUUGAAUUCAGAUAACGACUUGGAAACCGCCAUGCUACUGAGUCCUCAAUCUGUGAACGAAGCCUCACCCGAUCCUCAACCACCGCAAGAGGUCACUUCAUCGGAUAACGCUAACUUGGAUCUUAAAGAACUUGGAUUGGAUCUGGAAACAUUGGGUACGAUGGAUUUUGGUCAACUCGACUGUGGUCUAGGAGUGAAAAUGGAAACUACCAACGAACUUAUGGAUAUAGGGGACAUGCCAAUGGACAUGGAUGACCCUGACUGGUUGGACUCCUUGAUGCCACAGUCUCCGCCUUCUUCUACACCUAUGUCCAUUCAACAAUCGGUUCAACCGGUUACAUCGUUAUCCUCGGCAACGGAUAUCUACGAUCCGCUGCUGGCAAGUAGUCAAGAUCCUUUCGAUCUCUUUAACAUGGAAGACUCCGACUUCAAGAUGUCAUCCGAACUCUCCCUAACGUGGGACAAGGUAGACUUUGCUACCUAGCCCGAGAUUUAUUCUCAAAACUCAACUUUGUGUACUUAAACGUUAACGAACAAGAGAGACACGGACUACUACAUUAUUACUACUACUACUACUAUUACUACUACUACUACUACUACAACUACUACUACUACAACUACUACUACUACUACUACUACUACUACUACUACUACUACUACUACUACUACUACUACUACUACUACUACUACUAAUCCUUGGCACCACGUACGUUGCUUUUGGACACGAGUGUUUAAUACGAAUAAACGUAUAAUUAAUCAUCGUGCAAAAAUUGUACCAAGUGUAGGUGCCGUCGGUAUUCGUUUUGGAUGCAAUAAUCAUCAUUGGCCGAACAACGAGCCCCAGACUUUGUCAACAAGCUCGAAUGCUUCGUGCCAAAGAACUUCUAUAUCUGAUCGUAAGGAAAAGUGAACGAUUCCAAGUGAAUUUAUCAUGAAUCGGAAGUCGAAAGAAGCAUAUCUUAGGUAAGCGAUCAUCGAAGGCUAGAGAAGAAUUUUUUUUUUCCUACAACGUGUGCACUCUUGGUCUUCUUUGGUCGUUUGAAAAGAAUAUAACGAAACGUAAACAAAUAAAAAAUAUGUCAACGCACAUAAUCGUUGUUCUUCCAAAAGAUAUCACGAAUCCUAUCGUUGUAUAGUGAUCGCUAAAAUAAACCGCCUAAUAGCAAGUUAGUUAGAAUUCCUCUAUCUAACCGAAUGCGGUUUCAUAAUUUCAAAAUGAUAUCGGAUCUCUAAAUACGAGCAGUUAAACGUGCUCUAAAACGAGAAGUUAAGGGCAACGAGAAACAAAUCUUUUCAAAAUUCUCCAAAGAGUCUUCUUACGACGUUUUUAGAUAUGUAGUUCGUACUCUAUCCAGUCUACGGAUCGUGUGUUGCUUGAGUUUUAAUAAUCGCAAAUUAGCGUGUGUGCAAAACAUAAACAAACAAAAAAAGUAUACAGAAGAAACGAGAAGUACUGUUCAUACGUUCUUCUCGUUUUAAUACUCUUUCCCUGAACCCUACCCUCUCUCUUUAUAUAUAUACAUAUAUAUAAAACAGAAACCGUAAUCAAUCGUAACAAAACUGCAUAAUUACAUUUACGAAAAUUUAAUAUAAUUAAAAAAAAGAAUAAUUGUAAAGGUAUACAUACGUUAGAUAGAUACUUAUAUAUGUAAAUUAU